UCUUCUCCCUCCUCCCUUUCUCCUACCCAACCCUUGGGGUCCUGGGCUCCAGGUCGGCUCCUCCCAGCUCGCUGUGCUCUAGCUCCAUCCGCCGAGGACAGCAGCCCCCAGACUGCAUUCCCUUCGGUCAUCGUCUCCAGGCAGGAUGACCCAGCCCACAGUGACAGUGAACGGAGUGGACAUGGACUGCGCUCAACCUCAGCCCUACCACAUCGACAUCCACUUCCACCAGGAGUCCACGCUGGCAGAACUGCUGAAAUCCGGGAGCUUGCUGAAGCAGCUUUUCUCCUGCCCCCGGGACGCUGGAUCUUCCAAGGCCAGGAUUAGCUAUAAACAGCUGGCAAUUGGGGUGACCCAGAUACUGCUGGGGCUUGUCAGCGGUGCCCUUGGAGUGAGCUUUUACUUUGGGCCCUGGGCCCAGCUGCGUACCUCUGGCUGCGCCUUCUGGGCAGGGUCUGCGGCGAUCUUGGCAGGAGCGGGGGUCAUUAUCCACCAGAAGCACCGAGGCAAACUUUCCGGCUUCCUGUCACUUCUGCUCACCUUGGCCUGCAUGGCCACCGCGGUGGCAGCUGCUGUCUUUGGUGUGAGGAGCUUAAUCAGACAAACAGAUGGCUCCUACUCCUCGGAGAUCUACUCCUUGUGUGAGAAACCAGAUCCUGUCUAUACAACCUCUGGCUACAUAAAGUUGUGGAGAAGCAGCUAUGACAUGGACUGGAGGGAGGAGCGCUGUAAAUCCUACAUGAAGACAUUGAUGAACCUGUUCCUGGCAUUCUGUGCCCUGUUCACAGUUAUCUGCAUCCUGAAGGUCAUCUUGUCUUUGGCUUCCCUGGGACUGAGUCUCCAGAGCUCUACGCCCCUGAACAGUAGUCGCGAGGUGCUGCUGGACACGGAUGACAGGGAAUCAGAGAAGAAGCUCCUGGGGGAGAACGCUGAGCAUCUUUCUGCCUCCAAGAAGCUUCCAGAGGCCAUCAUCCCAUGAGCACCCAGACACGCUUCAUGAGUCCCGCACACCCUGUCCAGGGCCGGCAGCCCGGGGCCUGUCUCCAGAGCCUCUCCAGCCCCACACUGGCCUUCCCUGGAGUCUCUCUCCUCCCCUCUCCUUCUUUCCUUCCCACCACCUCCCGCCAUUCUUCAACACCAAUGCUCUCACUUCCUCAAGCAGACUGUUCAUUCCCCCACUACGGAUUAAACAGAAACAAGCAGGAAAAAUAA
This is a messenger RNA of Dipodomys spectabilis (banner-tailed kangaroo rat), 1212 nucleotides long. It is a transcript of the gene Tmem176b, whose product is annotated as transmembrane protein 176B. The transcript is spliced from 7 exons. Gene Ontology annotation, biological process: negative regulation of dendritic cell differentiation. Gene Ontology annotation, cellular component: membrane. The record is from RefSeq and is a predicted model, not a curated record. Bases 146 to 979 code for a protein of 277 amino acids. Lineage: Eukaryota; Metazoa; Chordata; Mammalia; Rodentia; Heteromyidae.